AUGCCGGGCGGGGAGAAGCCCUUCGGCUGCGCCGAAUGCGGGCGCCGCUUCCGCACCAAGCAGGCCUCCCUGUCGCACCGGCGCGUGCACAGCGGGGAGAAGCCCUUCGCCUGCCGCCAGUGCGGGCGGAGCUUCACGCGCAAGGAGAACCUCCUGCGCCACCAGGAGACCCACGUGCACAGAGAGCCCCAGGCUUGCCCCGAGUGCGGCAAGAGCUUCCUGCACGCGGGCUCACUGCUCCUGCACCGCCGCGCCCACGCCGGGGCCCGGCCCUUCCCCUGCGCCCACUGUGGCAAGAGCUUCAACUGGAAGACGAACCUCACCGCCCACCUGCGCAGCCAUGCCGAGGAGCAGCCCUCCGCCGGCCGCCAGCGCGGCCAGGCUUCCAGCGACCGCGGAGAUCUGCUGCGGCACCAGAGGGCCCACGCGGGCGGCGGGCUGCCGACGGGCUACGGCCACGGGGCGACCUUCAGCGAGUUCCUCCAGAUCCACGAGAUGCUGAUCUCCCGCACGCAUGCCCGCAAGCCCCUGGGCGCCCUCACCAACCCCGGCCCCGGCCCCGGCCUAGCCCGGCGGAGGAAGCGCGGCGGUGCCGCGGGAGGCUCCGGCGAGCCCAGCCGAGCGGCGCGCAGAGCCCCGGGCCGCGCAGGGGGCAUGGCCGCUGGGAGCGCUGCUCAGGCCCUGGUGUCAUUCGAGGACGUGGCGGUCUAUUUCUCCCCAGAGGAGUGGGCGGUGUUAGAUGAAUGGCAGCAGGAGCUGUACCGGGAGGUGAUGAUGGAGAAUUACGAGCUCAUCGCCUCGCUGGGUUCUGCAGGCCCCAAACCGGAAAUGAUCUGUAAAAUGGAGCGAGGGGAAGAGCCACACGCUGCAGCUCCCCAGGGGGAGAGGGACAGAGGAAUCCUGGAUGCCCCCAGCACAGCUGGCUGGGGCAGGCGUGUCAAGGAGGAGCGGUCGGCGGAGGGCUGCAACGAGCAGUGGGUGGCGCCCACCUCGCUGGCCGGGGGAGCCGAGGGGUUUGUGCUGGAAUAUCCUGCCCUGUGGUGCGAGGUGAAGCCGAGGGAGCUGGCCGGAGACGCCCCCCAGCAGUCCCCGGAGUGGGAGGGAAGGGACGGCGCGUUCCUGAGCGGCCCGUUGGCCAUGAUCCACCCGGCGAGCGAGGGCCCCCUCAUCUGCUGCGAGUGCGGGAAGAGCUUUGAUGACGAGGCCUCGCUGAGCGCCCACCAGCGCCUGCACCCGGGCGCCGGGCCCCACGAGUGCCGGGCCUGCGGGAAGAGCUUCCGCCACCGCCGCAACCUGCUGACCCACAAGAAGCGGCGGGGCACGAGCCGGCACGCGUGCACCGAGUGCGGGAAGGGCUUCUGCCUCAAGGGCGACCUGCUGCGGCACCGGGCGGGGCACGCGGGCGAGGGCGGCCACGCCUGCAGCCUGUGCGGGGAGAGCUUCCGCCACCGGAGGAACCUGCUGGCCCACAGGAAGGAGCACGCCGGGGACACGCCCCACCGGUGCCCCGAGUGCGGGCAGAGCUUCGGCGACCCGGCCAGCCUGGCCCAGCACGAGGCGGCGCACCGCGAGGAGAGGCCCUUCGUGUGCGCCCGCUGCGAGCGCAGCUUCAGCUGGAAGGAGAGCCUGCUGAUCCACCAGCGGAGCCACCCGCAGGAACGCUCCCACAAGUGCGCCGACUGCGGCCGCAGCUUCAGCCGCAAUGGCAACCUCCUCAUGCACCAGCGGGUGCACACCGGGGAGCGGCCCUACGCCUGCCCCGAGUGCGACCGCGCCUUCUGCAACAAGGCCAACCUCAUGGCCCACCGGAAGCUGCACCGGCGGUUCAAGCCGUACGCCUGCGCCCACUGCGGGAGGAGCUUCAGCUUCAAGACCAAGCUGCUCCUCCAUCAGAGGGCCCACGGGGACGAGCAGUAGCCCCCUGCCGCUCUGGCUGCUGGAGGCUGCAGCCGGGCCUGGCAGGCUGCCUGGCUCUGGUGUUGCUAAGGACCGGGGCUGAAACUCCCCCCGGGCAGAGGGCUGGGGCGAGGCCUAGGUGUUGCCUCAGCCUGGGGGUCCCCUGGGCCAUGGAGCAAGACCCCCGCCUUUGCGGGGAAGCUCUGCUGUCUUGCAGAGGCCUGGUUAGGUCACUCUGGGGGGGUUCUGCCGUUGCUAAGGGUAGGGGGUGAAAUUCACCCCAGGGCUGAGGGCUGGCGCGCAUGCGGGACUCAAGCGGUGCCAAGGCCUUGCCAGCCAGCCCUCUCCCCGGGGGAAUUUCACUGGUCGUCAAUAUACUGCCGUGUGUCCUCAUUGUAAGGCAUCAGACUCACCCUGGGCCUGGCUGCCCUGAGAGCUACAUCCCCCUCCUCAAAUGGCAGUUCCCCGGCCCGCCAAUGGGCGUCCUGAGCCCCCCAUAGUUACCUAACCCACCCAUAGGCGGUGGUGGUCUUAGAGAGUCAUAGCAGCGAAGGCCAGAAGAGAUUGUUCUGACCAUCCGGUCGGGCCUCCUGCUUCACCCAGGGCAGAGAAUCUCACGCUGGGUCUCCUGCAGCCCCCUAAGAAGGACCAUUGGGCAGUUUCUGAGAGAGGUCAGGGCACUAGCCGAAGCCUUGGGUUCAUGUCCCUGCUCUGCUACAGAUUUCUGUGUGGCCUUGUGCAUGUCUCUUAGCCGCUCAGGGCCUCGCUGUCCCAGCCAUACAAUGGUGAUACCAGCCUGUCCUGCCCACGGGGGGUGGGGUGGGGAUAAAUGCAGUCAUGCUUGUGAGACGCCCAGAUACCACGGUGAUGGUAGCCAGGUAAAUGGAUGGAUUGUCUGGUUGGCCCCCGGCAUAGCCCGGGCUGUAGAAGUUCCCACGGUUGAGCGUGAGGCUCCUCUGGCUGCUGUUCCCAGUGUGACUGGUUUUUCCCAUAGAGACGGUCCUGUGGGGCAUUUCCCAGUGCGCUGGCUGCACUGGGCGGGACGCCCGCCCUGCUUGUUUCACCACAGCAUCGAAGGAGUGCCCUGUACCCGGGUCCCUUCACAUUAUAACUGCGCCAGGAUUUUGGAAAUGCUCCGCAGCUCCAUCGCAGCAGAGGGGGGUGUGGGGAGGGUUUCCUGUGGGGCAGGGGGGAGAGACAGUGAAGUCUGUGCAGAGUUCAGGGCAGAUAUAAUCCCUCCAGGCCGGCUGCAGCGAGGUGACCCAUGUUCCUAGUGCUCACCCUCCUCCAGGGAGAAACUGCACAGCGUUGUGUGUGUCCUGGCUGUGCGCCCCCCGAAUGUGCAGAAGCAGCCAUCUGCCUUCCAGACUCCCCCCCCCGGGGACGGCCCAGCGAUGGGGACCAGCACUGCAAGUCAGGCGGAAAUUGCUAGGGCAGUUCCCAUUCUGCGGGGAGCCCAUUCCUGGCAGGCUGCCAUUUCUGCUGAGCAGCAGCGCAGUGAGUACCGAAUCUGGGCCACCUCCAUGGUGCUGGGGACACAAAUUCCUGUUUCUUUCAAUGGACAGAAUGUCUUGGGGACCUCGUGUAAAUCUGGCUGCAGACAGACCAUUACCUGGGGAUUUGCAGGUCCUGCCGAAAAUAGAGAGUUAUUCCUUGCUUGGGGCUCUCCGCAAAAUGCUAUCUGCAAACCCUCCCCCAGCUUGUCCACUCUGGUCUUGUCGUGUCAGCCUAAGGAGGUACUUCCCACAAUGCACAGUCAACCUGUGGAACUCCUUGCCAAGGGAUGUUGUAAACGCCAAGACUAUAACGGUUCAAAAAAAGAGCUAGACCAGUUCCUGGAGGAUUGGUCCAUCAAUGGCUAUUAGCCAAGAUGGUCAGGGACGCAGGAGGACGCUCCGAGUGUCCCUAAACCUCCAUCUGCCAGCAGUUGGGAGUGGACGUCAAGGGAUGGAUCACUUAAUAAACCGCCCUGUUCUGUUCAUUCCCUCUGAAGCACCUGGCAUCGGCCACUGUUGGAAGACAGGAUCCUGGGCUAGAUGGACCAUUGGUCUGACCCGGCAUGGCCGUUUUGAUGUCAUCCCCUGUCCCUUCUGACCCAUCGAUGAUGCCAGCUUUGACUGCCUACUUGUCUGCUUCUCUGCUGUUCUCGCCUUGGCCUCCUACACGACUGCGACCCCCUCCCUGGACUGAUCUCUGAGACCACUCCCACCCCCCCCACCCCCCCGCAUGUCCCUCCUCCAGGCCGGGUCAUGUCUCCAGGACCUUGGCCAGCUAACAGUGGUGAGGGAGCGGGGGCAGUUGGGUAUAGUCGAUGUGUAUUUAUUCAGUUCCCCACCCUUCAUAUGUUUACAUGGCGCCCUGUGCUGUCCGCUCCUUGGAGCUGGGCCUGUGGCUCCCUGCCCAUGUAGGUGAUGCCUGGCAGGCUGUGGGCCCUGCAGUAACCCAGAUACUGCAUUAUAACAACUGCAGGGGCUCUGGCCACGUGUCCUGCCAGAGCUGAGCCUGUCGGGCUGGUGGCAAGGGGUACAUCUCCACGGGCCCAGUGUUGGUACGGUGGCUAUUUUCUGUUACUGGGUGAGCUCAGGGUAAGGAAUAAAGAUAUCAUGAGUCGGGA
Molecule: messenger RNA, 4510 nt
Organism: Caretta caretta (loggerhead turtle)
Lineage: Eukaryota; Metazoa; Chordata; Testudines; Cheloniidae
Source: RefSeq, a predicted model, not a curated record